GUUUCAAAAAGGUUCCCAAUAGGGGCAGUAUGCCAGUAAUAGUAGUGGCUGUUCCCUUCGCCUUCUUCCACAUCGCCGAUACUUUUCCUUUCCCGCCUAGCGAAUCUGUUGAAUAGCAACAAAGCAAAUGGCUUCCCAGAAAACCCUAAUGGAUCUCUUCCAACCUGCCAAGCGCCUAAAACUCUCUCCACCCCCCUCCUGCUCUUCCUCUUCUGCUCUCACCCCGGACCAACAAUCUCGUGUUGAGUUCAACAAACUACGCGCCAAAUCCAAGCGGAACCUCAAAAUCAGUCUCGAUAAGCUCUCCAAGGCCAAACGAGAGGGCGUCGGGAAUGUGAAGUUAGAGGAGCUAUUGGUGGAGGAGACAUGGUUGGAGGCGCUGCCAGGGGAGCUGCAAAAGCCCUACGCCAGGAAUCUUUGCAAAUUCGUUGAAAGAGAGAUAUGUGGUGGCAAUGUGCCUAUAUAUCCACCGCAGCACUUGAUUUUCAAUGCUCUUAACUCCACACCCUUUGACAGAGUCAAGGCUGUUAUUAUUGGGCAGGACCCUUAUCAUGGACCUGGUCAGGCAAUGGGCCUUUCAUUCUCUGUGCCAGAAGGAGUGAAGGUCCCUUCUAGCCUGGUUAAUAUAUUUAAGGAACUUCAAAAAGAUCUUGGCUGCUCCAUUCCUUCUAAUGGGAAUCUAGAGAGAUGGGCUAUUCAGGGUGUUCUACUGCUCAACACUGUUCUUACAGUUAGGCAUCAUCAGGCAAACUCUCAUGCUAAGAAAGGAUGGGAGCAAUUUACUGAUGCUGUUAUCAAAACAAUUUCACAAGAGAAGAAGGGAGUUAUAUUUCUCCUAUGGGGAAACUCUGCUCAAGAGAAAUCCAGGUUGAUCGAUGGAAACAAACAUCAUAUUCUUAAAGCAGCACAUCCUUCUGGUUUGUCUGCAAACAGAGGUUUCUUUGGCUGCAGGCAUUUUUCUCGUGCAAACAAACUUUUGGAGCAAAUGGGGAUUCUUCCCAUAGAUUGGCAGCUUUGAUCUGAUGGUGUAACAUGUUUCCUUAAUGACUUGUUUUGGUUAUGGGUUUACCAGCAUCACUUCUGGCCUUCCAUGAAGGCAAGUUUUGGAACAUUGCUCUUUAGGUACAAACUUGUGCCUUACUGCAGUGCUUAGAUAAGCGAUGCUGAUAAGUUUGGAUCCAGUUGUACAGCCGUGUUUAACCAGGAACUUCCCAUAGUAUAUAGCUCAAUGGUCUCAUUUGUGAACUUCUGUUAUUGGAUUCUGCUCUGGCAUCCAUUGUAGAUGCUUGUGGAAGUCUUCUGUAAGGUAAUGCUACGAGCCAUUCUGAAAGUAAUUCCCAAGCCACAGGGAUUGUUUUUGCCUUAAA
Tripterygium wilfordii is the source of this 1367-nucleotide messenger RNA. RefSeq names its product uracil-DNA glycosylase, mitochondrial. Gene Ontology annotation, cellular component: mitochondrion; nucleus. The record is from RefSeq and is a predicted model, not a curated record. NCBI's taxonomy places the organism in Eukaryota, Viridiplantae, Streptophyta, Magnoliopsida, Celastrales, Celastraceae. The transcript is spliced from 7 exons. Bases 128 to 1018 code for a protein of 296 amino acids. Gene Ontology annotation, molecular function: uracil DNA N-glycosylase activity. Gene Ontology annotation, biological process: base-excision repair; base-excision repair, AP site formation via deaminated base removal.